AUGGCUAGAGGACGAGGAGAAGGAAUGGGAACGAGCGGCACGUUGAAGGGUGAACGCGGCGAAAGCAAUUCAGUCUCCAGUUUAAAUUCCAUAGACACCCGCGAAAGAGAUAGUGAUGAUAGCAGAAUGGAAUUAAUUGACGUUGUAGAAGACGGCAAAGAACGGAAAGAGGGAGAGGGAGAUGAGGAUGGCAAUGAUGAAUUCGAGGAUGAAACUAACGAAGAAGAGGACGGAGACGGUGAUGGUGCGUAUGCAUUCAGAUUCGACGGAGAGAUGGAUCCUCUAGCUUUCACUGAAGGCGAUACCUUUGGCGUCCAGCCUUAUCAGCAAUUUGAGCACCUUGAGCACGCGUAUGAAGCAUUGGCUGCGAGGAAGCGUAAAUCUCUUUCCCAACCCCACCCCGACCCGCGGAGGAGUUCGAUAAAGAGAGAACUGCAACGGCAAGAGUAA
Messenger RNA from Rhododendron vialii, 450 nucleotides. RefSeq lists its product as uncharacterized. NCBI's taxonomy places the organism in Eukaryota, Viridiplantae, Streptophyta, Magnoliopsida, Ericales, Ericaceae. The record is from RefSeq and is a predicted model, not a curated record. The coding region runs from base 1 to 450 and encodes 149 amino acids. The transcript is spliced from 2 exons.